UCUUCUCCUCCCAGCACUCCCGUGUCCAGAGCUCGCCCCGCGCCGCCAAACUUCGGAGCCGCUAGCUAGGGUUUAUAUGGCCUUCAAGCUUCGAGGGUUUUGACGGGCUCUCUACGAGGUGAGGCGAGAUGCUGCGGCGGAACACGCGGCUCCGGCGGGAGUACCUGUACCGGAAGAGCCUGGAGGGGAAGGAGCGGCUGCACUACGAGAAGAAGCGCCGCGUCCGGGAGGCGCUCGAGGAGGGCAAGCCCAUCCCCACCGAGCUCCGCAACGAGGAGCUCGCACUCCGCCGCGAGAUCGACCUCGACGACCAGGACCGGGCAGUUCCGAGGAGCAUCAUCGACGACGAGUACGCUGGCGCCGCGCUCCGUGAGCCCAAGAUCCUCCUGACCACUUCGCGCAACCCGAGCGCUCCAUUGACCCAGUUUGUGAAGGAGCUGAAAGUUGUGUUCCCAAACUCGCAGAGGAUGAACCGUGGUGGUCAGGUCAUAUCAGAGAUCGUCGAAUCCUGCCGCUCGCAUGAGAUCACUGAUCUUAUUUUGGUGCACGAGCAUCGCGGGCAGCCUGAUGGUUUGAUUGUUUGUCAUCUGCCGUUAGGUCCAACUGCAUACUUCGGGUUACUCAAUGUGGUGACACGACAUGAUAUCAAGGACAGGAAGGCCAUGGGCAAAAUGUCAGAAGCUUAUCCUCAUUUGAUACUGGACAACUUCACAACCAAGACUGGUGAAAGGACUGCUAAUAUAAUGAAGCAUCUCUUUCCUGUGCCCAAGCCAGACUCAAAGCGACUAAUCACUUUUGCGAAUAGAGAUGACUACAUCUCUUUCAGGCAUCACAUCUACGAAAAACAUGGUGGCCCCAAAUCCAUCGACCUGAAGGAGGUUGGGCCCCGUUUUGAGUUGCGGCUGUACCAGAUCAAAAGAGGGACUGUGGACCAAAGUGAAGCUCAGAACGAGUUUGUGCUACGGCCGUACAUCAAUACCGCCAAGAAGCAGAAGUCUCUUGGGGCUUGAUUUGAUUUUGACUUGCACAGCAAUUUUGAUUUCUGUUUCGGCCUUGCCCACUGUAAUGUGUAACAUUAUAGCCUGAUGAUGUUUUUGAUUCAUCCUCAAAUCUUUUUCAAGUUUGAAGGGUUUCUACCCUCGUUGGGCUGUUUU
Molecule: messenger RNA, 1154 nt
Organism: Brachypodium distachyon (stiff brome)
Lineage: Eukaryota; Viridiplantae; Streptophyta; Magnoliopsida; Poales; Poaceae
Product: U3 small nucleolar ribonucleoprotein protein IMP4
Exons: 8
Coding region: 129-1010 (293 amino acids)
Biological process (GO): rRNA processing
Cellular component (GO): small-subunit processome; nucleolus; Mpp10 complex
Molecular function (GO): snoRNA binding; rRNA primary transcript binding
Source: RefSeq, a predicted model, not a curated record